AUAUUGAUGAACCUUAAUUUUACAGAUCAACAACCAUAGAACCAAAUACAGAACAGAAACAGCAUUCACCCAUUAACAGACAAAUAAAUUAAUCCCAGAAACAAAGAAAGAAACCAAGAAAGAAAUCUAGACAAAGAAAGAAGCUUCUUUUGAGAGAGAAGAGAAGAGAGAAGAAACCAAUUCAAUCUCUCUCCUUCUCUUUCUCUCUGUAUAUUGUUUGUCUUCUCUUUGGGUAUUUUCUCUCUUGAAAAGAUGUUUUCGAAGCUAAGAAAAUUAGAUGCACACCCAAAAAUAAAUGAGGAUUUCUACAGUACAACUCUUUCUGGUGGUGUUAUUACCCUUGUUUCCUCCGUUGUUAUGCUCUUGUUAUUCCUCUCCGAGCUAAGAUUAUAUCUCAGAGCAACUGCUGAAACAAAGCUUGUUGUAGAUACAUCCAGAGGAGAAACUCUUCGUAUCAAUUUCGAUGUUACUUUUCCUUCCUUGGCAUGUUCCAUGCUCAGUGUUGACGCGAUGGAUAUUAGUGGAGAGCAACAUCUCGAUAUAAGACAUGAUAUAAUUAAGAAAAGAAUAGAUUCACAUGGCAAUGUUAUCGAGUCCAGGCAAGAUGGAAUUGGUGCUCCAAAGAUUGAAAAGCCUUUACAAAGACAUGGCGGCAGGCUGGAACACAAUGAAACAUAUUGUGGUUCAUGCUAUGGAGCAGAAGUGUCAGACGAAGAUUGUUGCAACUCAUGUGAAGAAGUCCGUGAAGCAUACAGGAAGAAAGGUUGGGGCCUCGGCAAUCCUGAAUUAAUUGACCAGUGCAAAAGAGAAGGUUUCUUCCAGCAGAUAAAAGAUGAAGAAGGUGAAGGAUGCAAUAUUUAUGGGUUCUUGGAAGUAAAUAAAGUAGCCGGGAAUUUUCACUUUGCUCCUGGGAAAAGCUUCCAUCAGUCAAAUGUCCAUGUGCAAGAUUUGCUGGCUUUCCAGAAGGACAGUUACAAUAUAAGUCACAAAAUCAACAAAUUGUCUUUUGGAGAGUACUUCCCUGGAGCUAUGAAUCCUCUUGAUGGGGUGCAAUGGAUGCAAGAAGUGCCGAAUGGAAUGUAUCAGUAUUUCAUUAAGGUGGUUCCUACUGUAUACACUGAUAUAAGUGGUCACACCAUCCAGUCAAAUCAGUUUUCGGUAACGGAGCACUUUAGGGGCGCUGGAUAUGGUCAGUCUCGGUCUAUUCCUGGAGUUUUCUUUUUUUACGACCUGUCUCCAAUUAAGGUGACGUUUACCGAGGGUCACGUGUCAUUCUUACACUUCCUGACAAAUGUGUGUGCUAUAGUUGGAGGCGUCUUUACAGUUUCUGGGAUAGUUGAUUCGUUCAUAUAUCAUGGUCAAAAGGCGAUCAAGAAGAAGAUGGAAAUCGGAAAAUUCAGCUAAGAUCAUACCAUCCCUCUGAAUCUGCAUAUAUUUGGCUCAACUUUUCUUGCCAGUCAAAGGCCUCUGGUUGAACGCACGAAGGGUGGGAGCACAAAAUGAUACAUAGAUACAUCCUUCGUAAAAACGGUGGGCUAAUUCAUUCACAGCUAAACUUAAAAAGUUCUAAAGAUUGACAGAUGAGUUGAGAAAAACUCUCACUUUUUUUGCUGUUUACAGACCACACUUCAGUUUUACCAGUUGUAAUUCAAUAGUUGAGGAUGAUUUGUUUAAAAAGGUGACAAGGAAGUUUUCAAAUCGCCUAGAGGUUCUCAUAACAUGCAAUCAUAUAGUUACAGAGUUUAAUUAUGCUGCUGUACCAAUCUCUUUGUUGUGCUGCAAUCUGGAUGCUUUAAAUCCCAACCCAUUUGCAGUUCAUGUGAGAUUUAAAUCCCCAAGUCAUGGUCCUACCUUUUGAUCGUGUGGAGAUUAUGACCUCACUCUUGUACUGCUCAUAGUUCGUGUUUAGGCCAUGAACUUGUAGACUGAACAUUGGUUGCAAUAGCACAUUCAAGUUUACCGUU
Papaver somniferum (opium poppy) is the source of this 1964-nucleotide messenger RNA. RefSeq names its product endoplasmic reticulum-Golgi intermediate compartment protein 3-like. Lineage: Eukaryota; Viridiplantae; Streptophyta; Magnoliopsida; Ranunculales; Papaveraceae. The record is from RefSeq and is a predicted model, not a curated record. Bases 253 to 1404 code for a protein of 383 amino acids. The transcript has 13 exons. Gene Ontology annotation, cellular component: endoplasmic reticulum; COPII-coated ER to Golgi transport vesicle.